Messenger RNA from Pogoniulus pusillus (Red-fronted tinkerbird), 8726 nucleotides. RefSeq names its product ankyrin repeat domain 17 (gene ANKRD17). Gene Ontology annotation, biological process: innate immune response. NCBI's taxonomy places the organism in Eukaryota, Metazoa, Chordata, Aves, Piciformes, Lybiidae. Gene Ontology annotation, cellular component: nucleus; cytoplasm. Gene Ontology annotation, molecular function: RNA binding; protein binding. The record is from RefSeq and is a predicted model, not a curated record. The coding region runs from base 264 to 8081 and encodes 2605 amino acids. The transcript has 34 exons.
GGCGGGCGAGAGCGGCGCGGGGCCGAGCAGAGGCGAGGCCGGGCGGCGGCAUCAGGGGAGAACGUGGGGCGACGGCGAUUGAGGCGGCGGGAGCGGUGUCCGCCGUUGACUGCUGCCGCUGCUGAAGGCGGCGGCAACAACGACAAAUAUCGCGAGAGGUAGCGCGGCGCCGGCGUUAGAGGUGACCGAGACAGCGGCGGCCCCGGCUACCUCCUCCUCUUUCCUCACCGGGAGCCGGUGCUGAGCGAGGCGGAUCGGCGGUCAUGGAGAAAGCGGCCAGCGCGGCGGCGGCGGCGGUAGCGGCGGCGGCUGAGGGAGGCGGUGACGGCGGCGACGCCGGGAGCGCCACGGCGGGGCCCGGUCCCCCUGAGGAGCAGAACGGCGGCGCUGGCAGCUCGCCGCCGUCGUGCCCACCCGGGGCGGCGGCGGCAACGGGGCCGCGGGGGCUGGUGCGAGUGUGCGACCUCCUGCUGAAGAAGAAGGCACCGGGCAAGGCGAAGCGGAGCGGGCGGGCAGGCCGGCCGGCCAGCAGCAGCGAGAGCGGCGGCGGCGGCAGCGAGAGCAGCAACAACGGCAGCGAGGAGGAGGAGGAGGAGGAAGAUGAGGAAGAGGAGGAAGAAGAAGAGGUCUCUGAGGUGGAAUCCUUUAUCUUGGAUCAGGAUGAUCUUGAAAACCCCAUGUUGGAAACCGCUUCUAAACUGCUUCUGUCAAGUACUGCCGAUGGUGCUGACCUGAGAACAGUGGAUCCAGAAACCCAGGCAAGAUUAGAAGCUUUGCUUGAAGCUGCAGGAAUAGGCAAGCUGUCCACAGCUGAUGGUAAAGCCUUUGCAGACCCCGAGGUGCUCCGCAGGCUGACGUCGUCGGUCAGCUGCGCGUUGGAUGAAGCUGCCGCUGCGCUGACCCGGAUGAGAGCAGAGAGCACAGCCAGCGCAGGGCAGACGGACAACCGCAGCUUGGCCGAGGCCUGCUCCGAAGGAGAUGUGAACGCUGUGCGCAAGCUGCUGAUCGAAGGACGCAGUGUCAACGAGCACACGGAGGAAGGGGAAAGCCUCCUUUGCUUGGCCUGCUCAGCAGGGUAUUAUGAGCUUGCACAGGUUCUGCUGGCAAUGCAUGCUAAUGUGGAGGACCGUGGCAUUAAAGGAGACAUCACACCUUUAAUGGCUGCUGCUAAUGGGGGACACGUCAAAAUUGUCAAGCUGCUGCUAGCUCAUGGUGCUGAUGUCAAUGCACAGUCAUCAACAGGCAACACAGCCCUGACUUAUGCCUGUGCUGGAGGCUACGUGGAUGUUGUGAAGGUCCUGCUGGAGUCUGGUGCUAGCAUUGAGGACCACAAUGAGAAUGGCCACACUCCUCUGAUGGAAGCAGGAAGUGCUGGACACGUGGAGGUGGCCAGAGUGCUGCUGGAGAAUGGAGCAGGCAUCAACACCCACUCCAAUGAGUUCAAGGAGAGCGCACUGACGCUGGCCUGCUACAAAGGCCAUCUAGAAAUGGUGAGAUUCCUGCUGGAAGCUGGUGCAGACCAGGAACACAAGACAGAUGAGAUGCACACUGCUCUGAUGGAGGCUUGCAUGGAUGGUCAUGUGGAGGUGGCAAGGUUGCUUCUUGACAGUGGAGCUCAAGUGAACAUGCCUGCUGACUCUUUUGAGUCUCCACUGACAUUGGCAGCUUGUGGUGGGCACGUGGAGCUGGCAGCUUUGCUCAUUGAGCGGGGAGCCAACCUGGAAGAGGUAAAUGAUGAAGGAUACACACCGCUGAUGGAAGCAGCCAGAGAAGGGCACGAAGAGAUGGUGGCACUCUUGCUUGGUCAAGGAGCAAACAUCAACGCUCAGACAGAGGAGACGCAGGAAACGGCACUGACUCUGGCGUGCUGCGGAGGCUUCUUGGAGGUGGCUGAUUUUCUGAUUAAAGCAGGAGCUGACAUAGAGCUUGGUUGUUCCACACCUUUGAUGGAGGCUGCUCAAGAGGGUCACUUGGAGCUGGUUAAAUAUUUAUUAGCUGCAGGGGCCAAUGUGCACGCAACAACGGCCACGGGGGACACGGCGCUGACCUAUGCCUGUGAGAAUGGCCACACUGAUGUGGCAGAUGUCCUGCUGCAGGCAGGGGCAGAUCUGGAGCAUGAAUCAGAAGGUGGAAGAACUCCUCUGAUGAAAGCUGCGAGGGCAGGUCAUGUUUGCACUGUGCAGUUCUUGAUCAGCAAAGGAGCAAAUGUGAAUAGGACCACAGCUAACAACGAUCACACAGUACUGUCACUGGCCUGUGCUGGAGGUCACCUGGCAGUUGUGGAGUUACUGCUAGCUCAUGGUGCUGAUCCCACACACAGAUUGAAGGAUGGCUCAACAAUGUUAAUAGAGGCAGCAAAAGGUGGUCACACCAGCGUGGUUUGUUACCUCCUAGAUUACCCAAACAACUUGCUUUCUGCUCCUCCACCUGAUGCUACUCAGCUGACCCCACCAUCCCAUGAUUUAAAUAGGGCUCCUCGUGUACCAGUGCAGGCGCUGCCCAUGGUCGUCCCACCCCAGGAGCCUGACAAACCCCCUGCUAAUGUCGCCACAACCCUUCCCAUCAGAAAUAAAGCUGCUUCUAAACAAAAGUCCAGCAGUCAUUUGCCAGCAAACAACCAGGAUGUACAGGGUUACAUCACCAAUCAGUCUCCAGAGAGCAUUGUAGAAGAGGCUCAGGGCAAGUUGACAGAGCUGGAGCAGAGGAUAAAAGAAGCCAUAGAGAAGAACGCUCAGCUGCAGUCCCUGGAAUUGGCACACGCUGACCAGCUCACCAAAGAGAAGAUUGAGGAGCUGAACAAAACCAGAGAGGAACAAAUCCAGAAGAAACAAAAGAUUUUGGAGGAACUGCAGAAAGUGGAGCGAGAGUUACAGCUGAAAACUCAGCAGCAGCUGAAAAAGCAAUAUCUAGAGGUAAAGGCGCAAAGGAUUCAGCUCCAGCAGCAGCAGCAGUCUUGCCAGCACCUGGGACUACUGACUCCUGUUGGGGUAGGAGAGCAACUCUCAGAGGGAGACUAUGCACGAUUGCAGCAAGUGGACCCCAUCUUGCUCAAAGAUGACCCCCAGCAAGCUGCUGCGCAGACGGGUUUUGCACCAAUUCAGCCUCUGGCCAUGCCACAAGCUCUGCCUCUGGCAGCAGGUUCCUUACCUGCAGGGUCCAUCGCAAAUCUUACAGACCUGCAAGGUGUAAUAGUUGGACAGCCAGUGCUGGGCCAAGCACAACUAGCAGGGCUGGGGCAAGGAAUACUGACAGAAACACAGCAAGGGUUAAUGGUAGCCAGCCCUGCUCAGACGCUCAAUGACACGCUGGAUGACAUCAUGGCAGCAGUGAGUGGAAGAGCAUCUGCAAUGUCAAACACUCCUACCCACAGCAUUGCAACUUCUGUCUCCCAACCUCAGACACCAACUCCGAGUCCCAUCAUUUCUCCUUCAGCCAUGCUCCCAAUGUACCCUGCUAUAGAUAUCGAUGCCCAGACUGAGAGUAACCAUGACACAGCUUUGACUCUUGCUUGUGCUGGUGGCCACGAAGAGCUGGUGCAGACCCUGCUAGAGAGAGGAGCCAACAUAGAGCACAGGGACAAGAAAGGCUUCACUCCGCUGAUCUUGGCUGCCACAGCUGGCCACGUGGGAGUGGUUGAGAUCUUGCUGGAUAAUGGAGCUGAUAUUGAAGCCCAGUCGGAGAGAACCAAGGACACUCCCUUGUCUCUGGCUUGCUCAGGAGGAAGGCAAGAGGUGGUGGAGCUGCUGCUAGCUCGAGGGGCAAACAAAGAGCACAGGAAUGUUUCUGAUUACACACCCCUGAGCCUCGCCGCUUCUGGUGGCUACGUGAACAUUAUCAAGAUUCUGCUCAAUGCUGGGGCAGAAAUAAAUUCCAGAACUGGCAGCAAAUUGGGCAUUUCCCCCUUAAUGCUGGCAGCCAUGAAUGGGCACACGGCUGCUGUCAAGCUGCUACUGGACAUGGGCUCUGACAUCAAUGCCCAGAUAGAGACCAACAGGAAUACAGCACUGACUCUGGCCUGCUUCCAAGGGAGAACUGAAGUGGUCAGCCUGCUGCUUGAUAGAAAAGCUAAUGUGGAACACAGAGCUAAGACUGGUCUCACACCGCUAAUGGAAGCAGCUUCUGGUGGCUAUGCAGAAGUGGGCAGAGUUCUGCUGGACAAAGGUGCUGAUGUAAAUGCUCCUCCAGUCCCUUCCUCAAGAGAUACAGCUUUAACCAUUGCAGCAGACAAAGGGCACUACAAGUUCUGUGAGCUUCUCAUCAGCAGAGGAGCUCACAUCGACGUGCGGAACAAGAAGGGGAAUACUCCACUGUGGCUGGCAGCAAAUGGGGGGCAUCUAGAUGUUGUCCAACUGCUAGUUCAAGCUGGAGCUGAUGUAGAUGCUGCUGAUAACAGGAAAAUUACUCCUCUUAUGGCAGCCUUUCGAAAGGGUCAUGUCAAGGUGGUGCGUUACCUCGUGAAGGAAGUGAACCAGUUCCCGUCAGACUCGGAGUGCAUGAGGUACAUUGCCACCAUCACUGACAAGGAGAUGCUGAAGAAGUGCCACCUGUGUAUGGAAUCCAUUGUUCAAGCCAAAGAUAGACAGGCUGCUGAAGCCAACAAAAAUGCAAGCAUUCUUCUAGAAGAACUGGACUUGGAGAAGCUAAGGGAAGAAAGCAGGAGACUGGCUUUGGCUGCCAAGAGAGAGAAAAGGAAGGAGAAGAGGAGGAAGAAAAAAGAAGAACAGAGACGAAAACUAGAAGAAAUAGAGGCAAAGAAUAAAGAGAAUUUUGAACUGCAAGCUGCUCAGGAGAAAGAGAAGCUAAAAGCUGAAGAUGAUCCAGAGGUCCCAAUGGAGCCUCCCAGUGCUACCACUACAACCACCAUAGGUAUAUCAGCAACUUGGACGACGUUAGCAGGCUCCCAUGGGAAGAGGAACAACACCAUCACCACAGCCAGCUCCAAAAGGAAAAACAGGAAAAACAAAGUCACCCCUGACAAUGUUCAGAUCAUAUUUGAUGAUCAGCUCCCAAUCUCCUACAGCCAACCAGAGAAGGUGAACGGAGAAUCAAAGAGCAGCAGCACGAGCGAGAGUGGGGACAGCGACAACAUGAGGAUCUCCAGCUGCAGUGAUGAGAGCAGCAAUAGCAACAGCAGCCACAAAAGUGACAAUCAUUCCUCCACGGCUGGUACCAACACACAGAGCAACAAAAAGCAGCCCUCAGUUCUUGUCACUUGUCCCAAGGAUGAGAGGAAGGCAGUCACUGGCAAGUCAGCUAUCAAGCUGUCUGAAGUUAUGAACGAGGUUACGAGUAACUCCUUGUCCACGUGCACAAAAUCUGGGCCUUCUCCCCUUUCUUCUCCAAAUGGAAAGCUAACCAUUGCUAGUCCCAAACGUGGUCAGAAAAGGGAAGAAGGAUGGAAGGAAGUUGUGAGAAGAUCCAAGAAGGUUUCUGUGCCAUCAACUGUGAUUUCCAGAGUCAUUGGCAGAGGAGGCUGCAAUAUCAAUGCCAUCCGUGAGUGCACAGGAGCCCACAUAGACAUUGACAAGCAGAAGGACAAAACUGGGGACAGAAUCAUCACCAUAAGGGGUGGCACAGAGUCAACCAGGCAGGCCACGCAGCUGAUCAACGCCCUGAUCAAGGACCCCGAUAAGGAAAUCGAUGAGCUGAUCCCAAAGAACCGCUUGAAAAGCUCGGCUGCCAACUCCAAAAUGGGCUCAGCGACGCCUGCCGCCACCACAGCUGCUAACAGCUCCCUCGUGGGCAUCAAAGUGACCACCGUGGCCGCUUCCUCGGCGUCCCAGACGGGCUCGGCGCUGGCCGUGCCUGCCAUCUCCUCCGCAUCCACCCACAAAAGCAUCAAGAACCCGGUGACCAACGUGCGGCCUGGCUUCCAGGUGUCGCUGCCGCUGGCGUACCCUCCCCCGCAGUUUGCACACGCCUUGCUGGCUGCUCAGACCUUCCAGCAGAUCCGUCCGCCCCGCCUGCCCAUGACGCACUUCGGAGGUACCUUCCCACCGGCUCAGUCCACCUGGGGGCCCUUCCCCGUCAGGCCCCUGAGCCCCGCAAGAGCAACCAACUCGCCGAAACCUCACAUGGUGCCUCGCCACAGCAGCCAGAACAGCAGCGGUCCUCAGGUGAACUCAGCGACUUCUUUGACGACCAGUCCUACAGCUACGACAAGUUCAGUGGCUUCUACCGUGCCUGGUUCUUCUGCCAACGGCAGCCCCAGCUCCCCUUCGGUCAGGAGACAGCUUUUCGUCACGGUCGUGAAGACCUCCAACGCCACAACCACCACGGUGAUGACCACGGCCAGCAACACGAGCACGGCGCCGACCAACGCCACCUACCCAACUCCUACUGCCAAAGAACACUACCCUGCAUCCUCCCCCUCAUCUCCCUCUCCUCCUGCCCAGCCAGCAGGUGCUUCCAGGAGCAGUCCCUCCGACUGCGCCGCCGCCUCUCCUAACAAAGGUGCAGCUUCGUCCGAGCCCGACCCGGGCAGUCCCCCCGCGGCGGAGGCGAGCGGCGCGGCCGGCAGCAGGCAGCCCAGCUCCGCCGGUGGCGGUGGCGGUGGCGGCGGCGGCUCGGCCGUGCACCCUGCUCAUCAGCAGCCCCCAGGAGCUCCCCUGCCAGAGGCCAGGCCACCUCUCCAGCAACCUCAGGUUCCUGCGCCAGAUCCUCGGAUGGUUGUGCCUCCAAACCUAGCAGCCACGAGCUCCUCCGCUCCCGUGGCGGGCCCGACCACUGCCCCCAUGACUUACCCCAUGGCUCAGACGGCGCUGGGGGCUUCUCAGCCUGCAGCCAAAAUGGAGGCCCCGGCCAUCAGGCCUCCUGUCCACGCCUCUGGGGGCGUCCAUAAGAGCGCAGCCGCUGCGCAGAGCUCCUCGGUCGCAGUGCUCAACGCCAACCACAUCAAAAGGCCCCACAGUGUCCCUUCCUCAGUGCAGCUUCCUUCUACCUUAAGUACACAAAGUGCUUCUCAGAACUCGGCCCACCCAGCAAGCAAGGCCGUGGGGAACAACUUCAGCGCGACUCUGCCCUUCGGGCCCUUUAGUACCUUGUUUGAGAACAGCCCAAGCUCUGCUCAUGCCUUCUGGGGUGGGUCCGUCGUGUCAUCCCAGACACCCCCCGAGUCCAUGCUAGCAGGGAAGUCCUCCUUCUUGCCAAACUCAGACCCUUUACACCAGUCUGAUACUUCCAAAGCCCCGGGUUUUAGGCCACCGUUACAGAGGCCAGCUCCAAGUCCCUCAGGUAUUGUCAGUAUGGAUUCACCCUAUGCUUCUGUAACACCUUCUUCUACUCACCUGGGUAACUUUGCCUCCAACCUUUCUGGAGGUCAGAUGUAUGCACCUGGGACACCCCUUGGAGGAGCACCUGCAGCUGCUAAUUUUAACAGACAGCAUUUUUCCCCUCUCAGUUUAUUGCCUCCAUGUUCAUCAGCAUCAAACGAGUCUCCUGCUCAAUCAGUCUCUUCUGGAGUCAGAGCACCAUCUCCCACCCCUUCAGCAGUGUCCUUGGGAUCAGAGAAGCCCAGCAACGUUUCUCAGGACAGAAAAGUUCCUGUUCCCAUUGGGACUGAACGGUCUGCACGCAUUCGACAAACUGGAACUUCUGCUCCAUCUGUUAUUGGGAGCAACCUGGCUGCUCCCGUGGGACACAGUGGGAUCUGGUCCUUCGAAGGUAUAGGUGGCAAUCAAGACAAAGUGGACUGGUGUCACAGUGGGAUGGGGAGCCACAUGAUCCACAGGCCCAUGUCUGACCCAGGGGUCUUCUCCCACCAAGCCAUGGAGAGGGACAGCACAGGAAUCGUGACGCCUUCCGGUACAUUCCACCAGCCCGUUCCUGCAGGAUACAUGGACUUCCCAAAAGUGGGGGGCAUGCCUUUCUCUGUCUAUGGCAACGCGAUGAUCCCUCCUGUAGCCCCCAUCACAGAUGGUACUGGAGGCCCCAUCUUCAACGGGCCUCAUGCUGCUGACCCAUCUUGGAACUCGCUGAUAAAGAUGGUCUCAAACUCCACAGAGAACAACGGGCCUCAGACAGUGUGGACUGGAACUUGGACACCUCACAUGAACAGUGUGCAUAUGAACCAACUGGGCUGAGUGGGAUCAACUUGCCUAGCCAUGAGAAUCCCUUUUUUUGCAGAGGAGAACACAAGUGGCAGAAACAGUUUAUGUGCUCCCAGAUCAUUCUACUGAUGUGCUUGACUGAAGUGUGUAGGCUUUUUGCAGAAGAACUUAACUAACUGACCUUUUUCUGUGAACAUUGUGACCACCCAUUCCCCACCAUCAUAUGUUUCAACUUAGUUAGCCUUUACUCUUUCUUUUCCUCUCUUCUUUUCUUUUCUUUUGGGAUUAUUUUCUUUUUCCUUUUGGUUUUGUUUUCAUUUUGGGUUUUGGUUUUUUUUUUUUGGUUCUGUUUUGGGUUUUGUUUUUGGUUUGUUUUUUUUUUUCCCUGACAUAACUUUCUGUUGAAGCUGUCCUUUGGCUGGUUGGUUUUAGUACUGUAAACUGCUUCUGAGCAAACACAGAAAUUUAGCAAAAUUAUAUAAACUUGAUCCUGAAGUUUUAGAAUGGCAAAUAAAUGUACAAUUGUUUACAUAACAAAUGGCUAAGCAGAAAGUAAAAAUUUCAAUAUGUCAGUAUAGAGGCUCUACUUUAUGUAGACUUAAAUUAAUGUGAGAUAUGUACCUUCAUAUUCAGAAAUCUGGAUGUUUCCUUCAUACAUUAAACUAUUAAUAAGCAUAA